CCAGGGAGGGGAGGAAAGGCCCAGGAUGAGUGCUGUAGGGAACCUGGCCCCCUAGUUUCCCUGCUUGUCCUGUCGCUGCUGGGCUUGGUGCUCUCCCGUCCUCCUUCCCUGCCUUCCUUCCCAAAUGCUGCUUCUGUCCCAAGCACAAGGGCUUGGUGUGUUGCGUGGCAGAUGUGUUAGUGCAGAUGGCAGUAGUUGUGAGGUUCUUCCGCUGGGUCUGGAAGAAGAUCACGCAAUGGAUUUUUUUCUGGAAACAUCGAACUCCAUUGCCCUCCUCCUCGGCACUUGACCCCAAUCAGCCUGUGUCAAAGGAAGUGGAGAAAUGUGACAAGAUGGCGGACUCUUCUACAGAGAGCCUGGCUCCUAAGGUCAUAGAUUCCCUCCGGGCAGCAGUGCCAGCACAAACCAAAACACCCCUGACGGGGGUGGAUGUGAGCACUGAGCGCCGCACCCGCAGCUCGCUGCUGCACCUGCCCCGCUUGGCCAUGGAGUCUGUCUCUACCUUCAUGCUUUCGGCCCUGCAGAACGGCUGGCAGAAAUGCACCUGGAAGACCUCGGUGAGCUCUAGAACCGUGAGUUCUAGAUCUUCGUCCCCGAAGCGGGCCGCAUCUUCCCUGGAGUCCAAGGAGGCAGAGAUGCUGCGGGAAGUGUACCUGGUGCUCUGGACCAUGCGGAGGCAACUGCAGCAGCUGGCAAGGCGGCAGGAGCAGCGGCGCCAGCGCCACCACUGGGCCAGCGUCAACGCGCACUCGAGGGAGGCCGCCACGGGCCAGAUCCCCAAGUUGGACGCGCGGAGUCCUCUGUAGGAGAGAACCCCCCAUCCUCAGAGCACCCCCAUCCCAUUGUGGGAAACACGACAGAGGCCAGGCCAGGCCAGGCGGUGGCGGUCCAGGAGCUGCUCCAGGGUGCUCACCGCCUCGAUGCUCAGCAUCUCCGGUUCAAGGCCCGGCGGGGUCCCCUCAUGGGCCCACCCCACCCUUCCAUGUUUGUUAGCUUCGUGAGAAUCGCAAAUUUGUCAGGUGUUGGGAAAUAAAUAUCGAACUUUUU
Messenger RNA from Suncus etruscus (white-toothed pygmy shrew), 1047 nucleotides. It is a transcript of the gene SPACDR, whose product is annotated as sperm acrosome developmental regulator. The coding region runs from base 186 to 806 and encodes 206 amino acids. NCBI's taxonomy places the organism in Eukaryota, Metazoa, Chordata, Mammalia, Eulipotyphla, Soricidae. The transcript has 3 exons. The record is from RefSeq and is a predicted model, not a curated record.